AUGGCGGGGAAGAAGAAGAAAGCCGCCGCGAAGGACGCGCCCGCGGGUGAUGACGAGAAGAAAGCUCCCGCGAUGCCGCCGCCGCCGCCGGAGGAUACCACCGCGGCGUCGUUCGUCGCCCUCGCGGAUACAGGCGUCUCCGUGCCGUUCCCGCGUUCGCGUUCGCUUUCGCUCGAUUCGUCCGUCGCGCCGUGCCGUAUUCGUCGCGCCGACGCCCCCGACGCUCACCUCUCCUCUUCUCGCCCUCCGACCAUUCGCGCGCAGUUCACGACGACGCAGUACCUCCGCGAACAGCUCGCCGACGCGUCCGAGAGGCUCGAUCUCGCGACGAAGGAGGCGACCCGGCGAGAGGAGGCGCACGCCGCGGAGCGCGCCGCCGCCGCCGAGAAGACGGAGGCGGACGCGCGCGCCGCGGAGGCCGACGCGAAGACCGCCGCGGACGCGCUGCGGGCGACGAUCGAGGAGAUGAAGCGCGAGCUCGAUGAGGUAAAAGAGUUCCGAGGCGGGAAACAGGCGAUGAUUGACGAGAUCGCGGGCGCUAAGGCGGACCUGGCGCGCGCGAGGGAAGAGGCGGCGAGAGCCGCGAACGAGACGCGACUCGCCAACGCGCUGGAGAAGAGCGAGCUCGCGAAGGAGUACGAGCACAAGUUCGACGAGCUCAAGCGACAGACCUCGGAGGACCUCGAGACGCGGUUGGACGACAACAGCAAGAGGAUUCUGGCGCAGAACCGCAAGCUCGCGGACGAGCUGCGGCUGCACAUGCGCGCGAGCGCCGAGCUCGAGAGGGAGAAGAAGGUGCUGUUCAACGAGAACAGGAAGCUGAGGCGAGAGGUGGAGCUCCGGCGGGAGAUGGAGGAGGUGUACGCGAAGCGGUUUGUCUCGCAGAAGAAGGAGCACGACGUCGCGAAGGAUAGGGUGAAAGCGUUAGAGCACGCGGUGAAGCGAGUGACGAGCGACUUUGACGACGAGCGCGAGAGGAUCGCGACGGAGGCGUGGGGCGACCGAAGCGCCGCGGCGGAGGACGCGAACGAGCUGAGACGUCUGCUGCACUUUAAGAGUAAGGAGCUGAGCGUGAUCAAGAAGCUCGCGAAAGAGGCGGUGAAACAGCGCGGGGACAUGGAGCGGUUCAUGAUCGACUCGUUGGAGAUUGUGAAGAAGGAGAUCGCGAGCGAGCGAACGCGCGGCGGCGGCGGCGGCGGCGGCGGCGGGGCGCGUGCGACGUCGACGUCCACGUCGACGUCGUCCACCGCGGCGUUAUCCGACGGGAGCGUGGACAUCAAGGACAUGUCGUGGGCCGAUCGCGAACGGGUGUUGCGAACGUUAUUCGCGAAGAUGACCGCCGCGCCGAGGCGGUCCCACGGCGGCGGCGGCGGCGGCGAGAAGAAACCGCCGCUCGACGUCGGGGAGGAAGCGCUGGACGGCUUGCGGUCGGACCCGUCGCAGCCGUCGAUCGCGUGAGCGAUUUCGUUUCGAUUCGUUUCGUUCGCGUGAUAGUUUCCCGUGUCCGUAUGUACACGAAUAGCCCUAAUAGCCCUGGGUUGAUGUGACCGAUUUUCCGCCUGUCUCCCCU
Messenger RNA from Micromonas pusilla CCMP1545, 1570 nucleotides. RefSeq lists its product as uncharacterized. The transcript is spliced from 2 exons. The record is from RefSeq and is a predicted model, not a curated record. NCBI's taxonomy places the organism in Eukaryota, Viridiplantae, Chlorophyta, Mamiellophyceae, Mamiellales, Mamiellaceae. Bases 1 to 1458 code for a protein of 485 amino acids.